AAAAACAGAAGGAAGUGAUCGCGCCACGCCGCGCACUAGCGGCCACUCGGUCUCCGGCUACCUGCAGUUUGCGCGCGUCGUGUUGGUACGCGUGCCUCGUCCGGCCAUCUCCAUGGCGACGGCCGUCUCGCUCUCCUUCUCUCGCGCCCUCCUCCACACCUCCGCCCCUCGGUCGUCGUUCCACCGCCGCGUGUCCGUCUCAGGCGCUGGCUCCGCGCUCCCGGACACGCGCCGUCUUUGUCGCCGUUCGCUGGCCGUCUCUGCCGCGGCAGGGGCUCCUCCGCUCGACGCCGGCACCACCGCGUGGGACGCCCUCGGGGGCGUCUCCGUCUUCGCUGCCGGCACCGGCGACGCCGUGCCGCUCAGGGACUUGUGGGACCCGUCCGAGGGGGUGGUCGUGGUCGCGCUGCUGAGGCAUUUCGGAUGCUUCUGCUGCUGGGAGCUGGCCUCUGACCUGAAGAAGUCCAUGCCGAAAUUCGAGUCCGCGGGAGCUAAGUUGAUCGCCAUCGGCGUCGGCACCUCUGACAAGGCACGCAUUCUCGCCGACGGGCUGCCAUUUCCCGUGGAUAGCUUGUACGCCGACCCCGAGCGCAAGGCUUACGAUGUCUUGGGCCUGUACCACGGAUUAGGCCGUACACUCUUCAGUCCAGCUAGUGCUAAAAUAUACUCGAGGCUCGACUCCAUCAAGGAGGCGACCAAGAACUACACACUGAAAGGCACACCGGCAGACCUGACGGGCGUCAUGCAGCAGGGUGGAAUGUUUGUGUUCAAAGGAAAACAACUGGUGUACGCGUGGAGAGAUGAAGGCACCGGCGAUCACGCACCCUUGGAUGAUGUCCUCCGCAUGUGUCGCCAAGUUCCGAUUGCUUGACGUUUUAUCAGGCAGAUCGAUCUAUUUGACGUGCCGGACUGACAGGAAAGCCAUUCUUGGGCAGAUAUCAAGUUCUGCUCCGGAUAGUAUUUGCUGCCGCUCGUCAGAAAUAUUUUAGUAAAUGUUAAAAAAGUCAAAUAUCUAUUGUAAAAUAUUCUCGGCAUCUGUCGCAGAGUUCCUGCUGCUGAAUUUUUGUCCAAAAGGACCCCUAGCCGAAUGUAUUUGUCGGAAA
This is a messenger RNA of Hordeum vulgare subsp. vulgare (domesticated barley), 1103 nucleotides long. RefSeq names its product prostamide/prostaglandin F synthase-like. The record is from RefSeq and is a predicted model, not a curated record. The transcript has 7 exons. Lineage: Eukaryota; Viridiplantae; Streptophyta; Magnoliopsida; Poales; Poaceae. Gene Ontology annotation, molecular function: antioxidant activity. The coding region runs from base 113 to 871 and encodes 252 amino acids.